AGGCUCCACCGCUAGAACCACAUGUUUUAGCUACAUGCACAACCACGAAGAACCGUCCUCGUAUCGGUUUCAAAAGCUGUUGGUUUUUGCCCGCGCCCGCCUCGCUCUCCAAGUCGAUCCGCAUGGACGACAACGGGCGGAUGCUCGUCGCAGUGCGCUUGCGGCCCAAGCUAGCGACCGAAAGUCACGAGUUAGAUGCGGUGACUGUGCUCGGCGAGAAGCUGCAGCUGCUGCACGCGCCGUGGACGCGUCUGCACACGUCGUACCAAUUCGACCACGUCUUUCAAGCGUCGGCUUCCAACGCUGACAUUUACGCUCGCUUUUUAGCCCCCGUGGUCGCGUCGGUCGUUCGCGGCAACCACGCGACGAUCCUGGCGUAUGGACAGACGGGCACGGGCAAGACACACACGAUGCUCGGCCGCGACCUCUGGGGGCUCUGCGCGUCGCCCGAGCACCCGCCCGCCGACCUCUCGCCGGAUGCGGGGCUCAUGGGACUCGUGGCCGCCGCGCUCCUUCAGCACGAAGCGUCGUUGCAGUGCACGUACCUCGAGCUCUACAACGACAAGGUGUACGACUUGCUUGCCGACGGCAGCGUGAGCCUCGAGCUACGCGAAGAUGCGUCGGUCGGUGUCUAUGCGCCAGACGCCCGAACGGUCUCUGUCGCAAGCGUCGAUGCCCUCGUUGAUAUUCUAUGGUGCGGCGCCGAGACGCGGGCCCACUGCGCCACCAAUAUGAACGAACGCUCGAGCCGCAGCCAUACGCUGCUGCAGCUCACUCUGCCGACCACCGGCCAGCGCGUCAACCUCGUGGAUUUAGCCGGCUCGGAAAAAUGCAAGUACAUGGCCGGAGACGGCCAGCACGUCAAGGAACUCAAGUUUAUCAACCAGAGCUUGUCGAAUUUGGGACAGUGCAUCACGGCGCUGCUCAAGCGCGGCAAGAAGCACGUCCCGUACCGCAACUGCAAGCUCACGCGGCUGCUUCAGCACUCGUUGGAGGGCAGGGCGCUCUGUGCGUUCAUUGUAACGCUGAAUCCAUGCGCGAGCAACACGAUGGAGACGCUCUCAACGCUGCAGUUUGCAGCGCGGGCGAUGAAAGUCAAGGUCGUGAGCCGCGACAUCCGGCUCACCAGUGUCGAGGCCAAGGAAAUAUCGUCGACGGCGUCGUCUGCGUUGCUAGCACAAGUGCAAGCGCUGCAGAUGGAGAAUCAACAACUGCGGGCGGCGCUCAUUCACGAGCGGUCCCAAAAGAGCAAGCUCCUCGCGGGGUUUACGUCGCUCUUGCAAGACACGGCGUCGGUCGAGCGCGUCGACUCGAGCACGCAGAUCCGCCGCGAGUCCUUCUGUGCUGGUGACGGAGGUAGCGACAACAACAACAGCAACCUGUCGGACGACGCAGCAACCAUUGUCGCCCAAACACACGCUUCCGACGCGUUUAUUCUGGACAAGUUGUCGUUGCUCGAGCAGACCGUGCAGCGCCAGCUACAGGACAUUCGGCAGACCAAGGAGCGCCUCGUCCCACGCACGGCCACAACCCAGACACCCGACAACAACCACAAAACGGACGGAACGAAUCAGUGGGAAGAAUACGUUGACGCACGCACGGGUUUCAAGUACUUUCACAAUCCCUCGACGGGCGAGACGCAGUGGAAGAAGCCACCGGCAGCCGGCGACGGUAGAAGAGCAGAUAUCUAAUCCAAUACCACGCUUCAAAUCCUGC
Messenger RNA from Saprolegnia parasitica CBS 223.65, 1716 nucleotides. RefSeq lists its product as hypothetical. The transcript is spliced from 10 exons. Gene Ontology annotation, molecular function: ATP binding; microtubule motor activity; ATP hydrolysis activity. NCBI's taxonomy places the organism in Eukaryota, Oomycota, Saprolegniomycetes, Saprolegniales, Saprolegniaceae. Gene Ontology annotation, cellular component: kinesin complex; microtubule. Bases 123 to 1691 code for a protein of 522 amino acids. The record is from RefSeq and is a predicted model, not a curated record. Gene Ontology annotation, biological process: microtubule-based movement.